AUGUCAGAAUCUACUUCGACUUCAUCUCAGCAUAAGAGUACUCCUUAUCAGCAUGUGAAAGAAGAUAAAAAAUGCAAACUGCUCGACAUUAGUGGAGAGAAUAGGGUCGUCGCUGAAGGGCGCUGGUCUUCGAACAACCCUGAGCAGCUUGUGCAUUUUGUACCUUUGGGACAUAAUGCGGUCCGCGUGUGGGUGGAUGUGGUGAAGGUCAAUGACACAGCUGUUUGGAAGCCAACUUCAGCAAUAGAGGGCAUGGAGGAUGCUAUUGGAACGACAAUAGCAUGGCCAGAAGACAAAGUUGUGAUCUUUUGA
Molecule: messenger RNA, 312 nt
Organism: Microthlaspi erraticum
Lineage: Eukaryota; Viridiplantae; Streptophyta; Magnoliopsida; Brassicales; Brassicaceae
Source: the annotation of a GenBank genome assembly